AUGAGUAAUGGAGUGUCAAAAACUCGGAUACGCAGUUUUGGUAUCUUCGAAGGCCAAACAUUUUCUCAUCUCCCAGAAAGAGGAAAGAUACAGAAAAUGAGGGGGCGUUUCACUCAGAAUCCGUUAAUUCUGUCAACGUUUCCGUUAGAAAUUCGCGCCAGAACUCAUCUUCUCUCCAAAUUCCACACCAGAAAAACAAUUCCAUCAAAAAUCACUUGUAUUCCUCUCGACAACUCUCAAACAACCACAAAUCAACAGCAAAUCAACCUCUCUGUUCUUCGCUUCACUCUCGGAAUACCUGGCUUGGACGAAUCAUACUUACCCAGAUACAUUGGCUAUGCUUUUGGUUCGCUUUUGCUGUUGAACCAUUUCGUGGGUUCGGAUUUGGCCACAAUAACGCCAGCACAGCUUAGAACAGAGGUGUUGGGACUCUCUUUGGCCGCAUUCUCAGUUGUGCUUCCCUACCUUGGAAAAUUUCUCAAGGGUGCUACUGCAGUGGAUAAAAUAGUUCUCCCUGAAGGGGCUGUGCAAAUUUUUCUCAUGUCCCAAAAUAUUUUAGACACUCUGAAGGAGGAUUUGGCUUGGGGAACAUACAUUCUGUUGCGCAAUACAAAAACCGUAUCUGUGCUCAUAUUGAUUCAAGAUGCAUUAUGCGUGCGUGGUUAUUGGAAUACACCUGAGGAGAUAUCAAAAAGUCAUGCACUUGACUGGUUUAAGGAACAGAUUGAACGUGUUGGCCUCUCUACUUUGAAGGAUACCCUUUAUUUUCCCCAGAAUGCAGGUGUUUUCUAGCUUAUCCUUUUUCUACGUUGUCACUUAAGGAAAUAAUUAUAACACUUGUUUGUCUAUUUUCAACACUAUGGUUCUACAUGACAGGGAAUCAUGAGAUGUCAUUGUUUAUUCUUAAGGCAUCCUGCAUAGUUUUUUCUGCUUCCAUGUGAGCUGCAACGACAACAUAUCAGCAAAUGAAACCUUGUAAUAUAGAGAAACACAAGUAUCUGCAUUUCAAAAAGAAAUUUAAGUUUCAAUAUGGUGGUUUUGUGCAUUCCUGAUCGCUUCGUUUUUUUGCUGUGGCUUGCACCCACCUCUCCCCUCUCAAUUGUCAUCUGGCUUGCUUCCGUGCCCGGCCAAUCAUACUGAAACUGUAAUAUUACUGAUCCAUUCUCUGUGGCAUGUGUUAGGAAGUGCUUUAUUGACCAAAAUGGAGAAACUAUUCUUCUUCCAAUGGGUACAGUUUCGGUGAGGUAUCACAUGUACUCAAAGAGUUUGUUUGCUGGACCCUGAUAUGAGGCAUUUGCAAUAGGAAAUUUUAAACACUUGGAGGAAUUGACUAAUUUAUCUUCUUUUUGUUUUCAAAUUAUUUUGAUAGAACAGUUCAAGAUUUCAAUGAGUUGUUAUACGUUAAUUGAUGCAGGACAUAGUCCUGGGGAAUUUAUAACUCUUAUGAUCUGUUUAUAGCUCAUCUUGUCUAUGGGAAGCUUGUUGGGCUAUGAUUUCAAGAGGUAGAAGAAAGAUUGUAGGCUUCCAAAAUGAAAGGAUUGCUAUCUGAAACUGUUGGGUAGCAAACCCAAGUAGUUGGUUUACUACUGCCUUGAGUUUAGUUGGCUUUUUUGGGAGGUAGUAUAGUGGGGCAGCCUAAUUAUGAUGUCAUGUUUAAACAAAAGCUGUGAUUUUGUUUCAAGGCCGGAAAUAUUGAAAUGCAUCCAAAUGUGCCUUUAACAGAGAUCUUCUAUGCAAGUAGUUUUUAAUUGUACCAAGGAAUGCUAAUGCAUUUUUCAUAUAAGCAUUUGCUGUUGAUGGAAACUGAAGUUCUAGAUUCUGGUUUUAUGAGUGCUUGGAUACGAUUCCAUAGCUAUAUGUAAUAGAAACUGCCACUGUGUCAUGGUUUCAUAAUCAGUAUGUUUGUGUCGUAUUUGCCUCAGAUUCUGACCUCUGGGAGAUGCUUCCCAGGGGAACUCGUUCUGUGCUUGUACAACCGGUGCUUCAAACGUCAAAC
This is a messenger RNA of Ilex paraguariensis (yerba mate), 1996 nucleotides long. NCBI's taxonomy places the organism in Eukaryota, Viridiplantae, Streptophyta, Magnoliopsida, Aquifoliales, Aquifoliaceae. The record is from the annotation of a GenBank genome assembly.